AUGAGCGAUUUACCAUUACUUGGUGGCUCUUCGCGUCACGGUUCUCCCUCAUUUAUUCAAAGUUUUUCAAAUGCCACUAAAUUAACUUUGAAAUCUUCGCCAGUCAACUAUCUACUUAUAUUUGUGCCAUUGGGCCUUAUUGCAGGUGCGUUGGAAUGGGGGGCCAAUGCUAGAUUCUGGCUUAAUUUUCUUGCCAUUAUUCCCCUUGCUUCCGUGUUGGCGUUUGCUACCGAAGAAAUUAGUGAAUAUGUUGGACAAACAGUAGGAGGAUUGUUGAAUGCCACGUUUGGUAAUGCUGUUGAGUUGAUUGUGUCUAUUAUUGCCUUGAAGGAGAACCAAAUUCGAAUUGUUCAAGCAUCCAUGUUGGGUUCAAUCUUGAGCAACUUGUUGUUGGUUCUUGGUUGCUGUUUUGUUGCUGGUGGUAUAACUCGUGUUCAACAAAGUUUCAACCAGACUGUUGCCCAAACAAUGUCGAGUUUGAUGGCGUUGGCCACUGCGUCGUUGUUGAUUCCUGCCGCGUUCCAUGCUUCGUUACCUACACCAAAGGGCGAUACAGGAAAAUUCCCUGAGCCUGGCACUUCGGACGACUUGAUUCUCAGUUUCUCACGUGGUGUUUCAGUUAUCUUGUUACUCAUCUAUAUCUUGUACUUGUUGUUUUCUUUAAAGACCCAUAAAUCUUUAUUUGAAGCCGCGGAUGAUAUAGUCGAUGAUGUCCACACUGAUAACCACAAUACUUCUUCAGAUGACAUUAUUACUGGGAAAUCAGAAUCUAGCCAUUUGCUGGUUUUGGCAGCAUUGACCGUGUUGUUGAUUACUACAUUGCUAGUCUCGGUUUCAGCCGAUUAUUUGGUUGGUUCAAUUGAUGAAAUUGUUGAGAAAUCAGGUUUAUCAAAGACAUUUAUUGGUUUGAUUGUGAUUCCUAUUGUUGGUAAUGCAGCUGAACAUGUCACAGCUAUAAUUGUUGCAAUGAAGGAUAAGAUGGAUCUUGCUAUUGGUGUUGCGAUUGGUUCUUCUUUACAAAUUGCUAUAUUUGUCACUCCUUUUAUGGUUUUGGUUGGCUGGAUUAUUGAUGUUCCAAUGUCAUUGUACUUUUCCACUUUUGAAACUGCCAUUUUGUUUGUCAGUGUGUUUAUUACAAACUUGGUUAUAUUGGAUGGUGAGAGUAAUUGGUUAGAGGGUGCGAUGUUGUUGUCAACUUAUUUCAUUAUAGCAUUGGCAUUUUUCUAUUAUCCUGAUUCUGCCGGAUUGUAA
Molecule: messenger RNA, 1251 nt
Organism: Lodderomyces theae
Lineage: Eukaryota; Fungi; Ascomycota; Pichiomycetes; Serinales; Debaryomycetaceae
Gene: VCX1
Product: Vcx1p
Exons: 1
Coding region: 1-1251 (416 amino acids)
Biological process (GO): calcium ion transmembrane transport; intracellular calcium ion homeostasis
Cellular component (GO): fungal-type vacuole membrane
Molecular function (GO): calcium:proton antiporter activity
Source: RefSeq, a predicted model, not a curated record